Messenger RNA from Egretta garzetta (little egret), 1047 nucleotides. Its product is annotated as protocadherin alpha-13-like. The record is from RefSeq and is a predicted model, not a curated record. Gene Ontology annotation, molecular function: calcium ion binding. Lineage: Eukaryota; Metazoa; Chordata; Aves; Pelecaniformes; Ardeidae. Gene Ontology annotation, cellular component: plasma membrane. Gene Ontology annotation, biological process: homophilic cell-cell adhesion.
CUGGACCGGGAGGAGCUGUGCGGGAAGAGCGCGCCGUGCGCCCUGCGCCUGGAGGUGCUGGUGGAGCGGCCGCUGCGCGUCUUCCACGUGGAGCUGGAGGUCACCGACAUCAACGACAACGCCCCGCGCUUCCCCGCCGCCCCAAUCGCGGAAUUCACGACGCUGCCGGGGUCUCGGUUCCCGCUGGAGGGCGCGUCGGAUGCGGAUAUCGGAGCCAACGCGCAGCUCUCCUACACCCUCAGCCCCAGCGAGCAUUUCCGACUGGAUUUGCAAAAAACGGAGGACGAGGGCGAGUCCUUAUUCCUGGUGCUCGAGAAAGCCCUGGACCGUGAGUCGGUGCCUGUGCACCGUUUGUUGUUGACGGCGAGUGACGGGGGCCGUCCGUCGCUGACGGGCACGAUGGAGCUGGUGAUCUGGGUGCUGGACGCGAACGACAACGCGCCCCAGUUCAACCAGUCGGUGUAUAAAGUAAAAGUCUUAGAGGGUUCAGAGCGGGGAACUCUGUUAAUCAAGCUCAGUGCCACGGAUUUGGACGAAGGGAUCAAUAGUGAUAUCGCAUAUUUAUUUAGUAGGCGCGUCGGUGCUCAAGUAAAAGAAAUGUUCACAGUCGACGAAAACAAAGGAGAAGUCAGACUUCAAGGAAAUUUAGACUAUGAAGAAAUGGACACUUACGAGAUUGCAAUCGAAGCGAGAGACAAAGGCUCCCCCCCGCUGUCGGGUCACUGCAGCGUGGAGCUGGAGGUGUUGGACGUGAACGACAACGCGCCGGAGGUGCGGGUGACGUCGCUGUCGGUGCCGGUGCCGGAGGACGCGGCGGUGGGGACGGUGGUGGCGGUGCUGAGCGUGUGGGACCGGGACUCGGGGGCGAACGGUCGGGUGCGGUGCGCGGUGUGGCCGGCGUCGCCGUUCGGUCUGGUGGCGCCGUUCGCGGGCUCGUACUCGCUGGUGGUGCGGGAGGCGCUGGACCGGGAGCGGGUGUCGGAGUACGAGGUGGAGGUGCGGGAGGAGGACGGCGGGGCGCCGGCGCUGCGCGGCAGGGUCUUCUAA